GAAGACACGAGAGCUGUCGCGAUAUACCGUUUCCGCCCAAAGAGUCUCACUACGUCGUACGAUAACUUUCGCCCCAUGCUCGGUUGUGAGGUUUUACUUUUCAGCACUCGAUACGCCCCCCUGAUCUGUUCAUCUUCCUUUCCUUCAUCGAACGCCCAAAUAUCGUUCGAGAGCUCUCUUCCAAGUCCGCAAUCAUGGUUCGCUCUCGAUCCUCCUCGCCCUCAGUAUUCACGACGUUCAUUCGCUGGCUACGGCUGAAGAAUUACCAAUAUGAAGUCACCUUUGCGCUCUAUAUGCUCACUCCAAUGGAGAAAUUCAUCUUCAACACCCUGCUGCUCCUUGUAAUAUCCAUGUCCGUCGCCGCUGCGUACAUCUACUUGCCGAACCACAUUGUUUCCAUCUGCCAGCAUGUCUGGUACUACUGGACGGGCGGCGAUCCGUUCACCGGUUCAUCGUCCAAGCUCCGCCUAGCCGCUAAUCUGUCUGCCUCGUCGUUGCCCGCUGCUGAGAUGCUAGCACAACAGAAUGUCAUCGUGGACACUGGGAAGGUGGCUGCUGAGACCACCGCAAAGAGGCUUGCUGAACUAUAGUCCAGUCUCUUGAGCCGUUUCCUUUGUCCCUUUCUGUUGACUAUUUUUAUGUACUCCUUUCACUGAACCCGGUGUGCCUUUGCUUUUUUUAGACGGGAUAUGAGAUAAUGAGAGGCGUUGCCUUGUUUCCUUUUCAGGGUCUUGUCCUUUUUGUUGUGGCCUGCGUUGCCGCUGUUUUAUUUCCUUCU
Messenger RNA from Coccidioides immitis RS, 778 nucleotides. RefSeq lists its product as uncharacterized. The transcript has 3 exons. The record is from RefSeq and is a predicted model, not a curated record. The coding region runs from base 195 to 590 and encodes 131 amino acids. Gene Ontology annotation, molecular function: serine C-palmitoyltransferase activity. Gene Ontology annotation, biological process: ceramide biosynthetic process. Gene Ontology annotation, cellular component: serine palmitoyltransferase complex. Lineage: Eukaryota; Fungi; Ascomycota; Eurotiomycetes; Onygenales; Onygenaceae.